AGCCGGACCCGGACCAGCAGCAGGCUAGGGUGUGUGUGUGUUAUGUGUGCCGUGGUCUCAGCCCUGGAGGAUCGACAAUAGGGUGAAAAGAUACUAAACCCCGGACUAAACACGGACCAAGGGGGGGAAAUAACCCAACACAAGCGCUGCGCGGAGAAAGGAAACCCGUACAUCCAUGAUAGGAAUGUAAUUGAGUGCAUCUUAAUCCGCGUUUUGUCCACAUUAAUGGGUGUGUGAGGAAGAGGAUUAUCAGGGCAGAAGGCAGAAGGCACUCGUGGGUUCGGCUGCUCCAAGGCCCCGCGUCCCUCCGCUGAUCGAGCCGCGGGUUGGAAGAGGAAAAGGGGCUAAAUAGGGGCUAUCUGCAGCCUGGCUGGACACCCCACGCGCACAAAGGAGAACUCCUUUCACCUCCGUCUCCCGUCGCGAAACACAGAGGAUCAAGGGCUAUGUCCUCUGCAGCUACUACAUCUCCAUCUGUGGACAAAGUGGACGGAUUUUCCCGGAAGUCUGUCAGGAAGGCCAAGCAGAAGCGAUCCCAGAGCUCGUCCCAGUUCCGCUCGCAGGGCAAGCCCAUUGAGCUCACCCCCCUGCCCCUGCUCACGGACGUGCCGGCGCCCGAGCAGCCGGAGCUGUUCCUGAAGAAGCUGCAGCAGUGCUGCACGGUGUUUGACUUUAUGGACACGCUGUCCGACCUCAAGAUGAAGGAGUACAAGCGCUCCACGCUCAACGAGCUGGUGGACUACGUCACCGUCAGCCGCGGCUACCUGACGGAGCAGGCCUACCCCGAUGUCGUCAAAAUGGUGUCUUACAACAUAUUCCGGACGCUUCCGCCCAGCGACAGUAACGAAUUCGACCCGGAGGAGGACGAACCCACGCUGGAGGCCUCCUGGCCACACCUACAGUUGGUGUACGAGUUCUUCAUCCGGUUUCUGGAGAGUCAGGAGUUCCAGCCCAGCAUUGCCAAAAAGUACAUCGACCAGAAGUUCGUGCUACAGCUCCUGGAGCUCUUCGACAGCGAGGACCCCAGGGAGAGGGACUACCUGAAGACGGUCCUGCACAGAAUCUACGGGAAGUUCCUCGGCCUGCGAGCUUUUAUACGAAAACAGAUCAACAAUAUUUUUCUACGUUUUGUUUAUGAGACGGAGCAUUUCAACGGAGUGGCUGAACUGCUGGAGAUCUUGGGAAGUAUAAUCAAUGGCUUCGCUCUGCCUCUGAAAGCGGAACAUAAACAGUUUCUGGUCAAAGUGUUGAUCCCCCUGCACACGGUGCGGAGCCUGUCGCUGUUCCACGCACAGCUCGCCUACUGCAUUGUACAGUUCCUAGAGAAGGACCCCGCACUAACAGAACCAGUCAUCAGGGGCUUGCUGAAGUUCUGGCCAAAAACCUGCAGUCAAAAAGAGGUCAUGUUCCUGGGGGAGCUGGAGGAGAUCCUGGACGUCAUCGAGCCAACACAGUUCGUUAAGAUCCAGGAGCCACUCUUCAAACAGAUCUCCAGAUGCGUGUCCAGCCCGCACUUCCAGGUGGCCGAACGGGCGCUCUACUACUGGAACAACGAGUACAUCAUGAGUCUGAUCGAGGAGAACUCCAGCGUCAUCCUGCCCAUCAUGUUCGCCAGCCUGUACAGGAUCUCCAAAGAACACUGGAACCCGGCGAUCGUAGCGCUGGUGUACAACGUUCUGAAGGCUUUCAUGGAGAUGAACAGCACCUUGUUCGACGAACUCACGGCCACCUACAAGUCGGACCGCCAGCGGGAGAAGAAGAAGGAGAAGGAGCGGGAGGACCUGUGGAAGAAGCUCGAGGACUUGGAGCUGAAGCGGGGCCUGAGGAGCGACGGGAUCAUCCCCACUUAACGAAGCCUGCGCCUCCCUCCCCACCUCCUCCUCCCUUUAUCUGCCUCCUGACCUCUCAGACCCCCCUACCCCCCUUCAAACCCCUCCCCUCCUCCCUGUUC
Messenger RNA from Gadus chalcogrammus (walleye pollock), 1951 nucleotides. RefSeq names its product protein phosphatase 2, regulatory subunit B', epsilon isoform b (gene ppp2r5eb). The transcript is spliced from 14 exons. The coding region runs from base 447 to 1850 and encodes 467 amino acids. Gene Ontology annotation, molecular function: protein phosphatase activator activity. The record is from RefSeq and is a predicted model, not a curated record. Lineage: Eukaryota; Metazoa; Chordata; Actinopteri; Gadiformes; Gadidae. Gene Ontology annotation, biological process: signal transduction; protein dephosphorylation. Gene Ontology annotation, cellular component: cytosol; nucleus; protein phosphatase type 2A complex.